Molecule: messenger RNA, 192 nt
Organism: Saxophila tyrrhenica
Lineage: Eukaryota; Fungi; Ascomycota; Dothideomycetes; Mycosphaerellales; Extremaceae
Exons: 2
Coding region: 1-192 (63 amino acids)
Source: RefSeq, a predicted model, not a curated record
AUGAGCCCCGACGUCGAGUUCGACAAGGAGACUAUGGACAGGGCAUUCCAGGACGCGGCCGAUCGGUUGAAGAGCGGCGCAGGUAAAAUCGGUAACUUCAACAAAUCGGUGGGAGAGCUGGAAAAGACCAUCAAGCGGUGCCUUGGCGAGGAGUCCGACGAGUACUGGAAGCGAACGAUGGGAGGCUCGUGA